Colletotrichum siamense is the source of this 1335-nucleotide messenger RNA. It is a transcript of the gene zuo1, whose product is annotated as Zuotin. Lineage: Eukaryota; Fungi; Ascomycota; Sordariomycetes; Glomerellales; Glomerellaceae. Gene Ontology annotation, cellular component: cytosol. Gene Ontology annotation, biological process: regulation of translational fidelity; 'de novo' cotranslational protein folding. Gene Ontology annotation, molecular function: ribosome binding; Hsp70 protein binding. The record is from RefSeq and is a predicted model, not a curated record. Bases 1 to 1335 code for a protein of 444 amino acids. The transcript is spliced from 2 exons.
AUGGCUUCCGCUUCCAUUGUCGCGCAUUCUCUUCCGGCCCUCCCCGAGGGCUGGUCGGCUGAGAAGGACUUCAAGGCCGUUGGUUCAGUCUCCGCUGCCACUCAGCGCAGCCUUGAGCCUGUCGGCCCUCACUUCCUGGCUCAUGCCCGCCGCGCCCGCCACAAGCGCACUUUCUCCGAGGACGACCGUAUCCAGGCUCAAGAGGCCGCUAAAAAGGUUGAGAACGAUGACGACAGCGACAUUAGCGAGCCGGAGGACCCCAUGCUCCUCCAACGCGAUGCCAAGGACUGGAAGAAUCAAGAUCACUACGAAGUUCUCGGCAUUACCAAGUACCGCUGGAAGGCUACGGAAGAUCAGAUCAAGCGCGCCCAUCGCAAGAAGGUCCUCAAGCACCACCCUGAUAAGAAGGCUGCUGCCGGUGUCGUCGACGACGACAACUUCUUCAAGUGCAUUCAGAAGGCCACCGAAGUACUUCUUGACCCUGUCAAGCGUCGCCAGUUCGACUCGGUUGACGAGAAGGCCGAUGUGGACCCUCCCACCAAAAAGCAGCUUGCCAAGGGCAACUUCUACAAGCUUUGGGGCAAUGUCUUCAAGUCCGAGUCACGUUUCUCUACAACCCAACCUGUUCCCACAUUCGGCGAUGACAAGUCUACCAAGGACGAAGUCGAGGAGUUUUACAACUUCUGGUACAAUUUCGAGAGCUGGAGGACGUUUGAGUACUUGGAUGAGGAUGUCCCCGAUGACAACGAAAACAGAGAUCAGAAACGUCACACUGAGCGCAAGAAUGCCAACGCCCGCAAGAAGAAGAAGGCUGAGGACAAUGCUCGUCUCCGCAAGCUGCUCGACGACUGUUCUGCCGGCGACGAGCGAAUUAAGCGUUUCAGACAGGAAGCCAACGCUGCGAAGAACAAGAAGAGACUUGACAAGGAGGCGGCCGAGAAAAAGGCUGUGGAGGAUGCGCGCCUGAAGAAGGAGGCUGAAGAGAAGGCGGCCAAGGAGGCCGAGGAGAAGGCCAAGCAGGACCGCGAAGCGUCCAAGAAAGCCAAGGAGGCUGCCAAGAGCGCUCUCAAGAAGAACAAGCGUGCUCUCAAGGGUUCCGUCAAGGAGGCGAACUACUUCGUGCCGGGCGAGGCCUCGCCUGCGACGAUCGAUAACGUCUUGGGUGACGUUGAACUUGUCCAGGGCAAAAUUGAUACCGAUGAGAUUGCAGCCCUGGCCAACAAGCUCAACGGCCUCAAGGUUGCCGAUGAGAUCAAGAGCGUUUGGAGCGAGGAGGUCAAGAGACUUGUUGGUGCUGGAAAGCUUAAGGAUGGGGAUGCCAAGACCCUGGCCUAG